Molecule: messenger RNA, 225 nt
Organism: Suillus plorans
Lineage: Eukaryota; Fungi; Basidiomycota; Agaricomycetes; Boletales; Suillaceae
Exons: 3
Coding region: 1-225 (74 amino acids)
Biological process (GO): multicellular organism development
Source: RefSeq, a predicted model, not a curated record
AUGCCCCCCCGGACAGAAUCGAAGACCGCGUCUGAGAAACCCGCCAAAAAGACCAAGUCAUCUGGCUUCGGUGGAAGGAAGAAACUCAGCGCGUUCAACAAAUUCAUGCAAACUGAAAUGGCCCGGUUGAAGGAGGAGGAACCCGACAUGUCUCACCAAGACAGGUUCAAAUUAGCAACGUCCAACUGGAAGACAGCCAAAGAAAACCCGAGGGCUGCUACGUGA